UUUCGCAAAUGUUGGAAUUGUUUUCUUCCGCUGAGAUAGAAUUAUUCCCUUUAACGUCCAUUUUUACCAAUACAGGUUAGCUCAUCUCGAUUUAAUUAUUACUCCUUGUAUUUUUCUAAUUCUUAAAAAUAUAUAAACAGUAAGCUGAACAGUGAUAAUUGAUAUUUAAUUUAAAUUAUUCGAAUGACUAUGAAAUCUCUUCGAUUGUUUACAUUUCAAAAACUUUUCAUACGAAACACGAUUUCGCAGAAAAACUUUGCUUAGUUUAUUUGCGUCGGCUGAGCAGUAGGAACGUAAUUAAUUAAUUAAAAUUAUCUGGAUGACCGUCAAAUCCUUUUUAAUAGCCACUUCAAAAAAAGUCUUUGUGUACAGUGAAAUCAGAGGGAUCCUCUUUAGUGAAAUACACAAUUUUCAUGAGGGAAAGUUCACGUUCGACGUCACGUUGGCGACCCUGUCGCGAGAGUUGCCAGACUUGAUCACUUCACACUUGACCGCACUUUAGAUCGGUGAUUCGGACGGACUGACGGAGUCGACGUCUUCGUGUAACGUGCGACGUAAUGUGUUCGUGAUGCAUUCGUGAUGUUCCUCGCGUGAAUUUCGGGCACGAGCGCGGUGUGUAAGUGUGCGUGGUGGACCGCGUUUGCGGUCGUUAACGGGGGCGCCUGUUUUGGAUUCGCGUCAGUUGACGUUCAGCUGUUCGCGUUAUAAUUAGCGAGGAAAAUGUGAUUUGUCGUGAGAAAAGAAUAAACUACCCCUUCUCUUGAUUGAUCGCACAGUUUUCGAGAGAGAAAUUUCUAACAUCAAGAUAGUGUCUAUGCGCAUCUGUUUGAUUCUGUGUUGACAUACACGUACACCCACACACUUUUAUAGUAUAACCUAGAACGGACUACGGCCUUUAGAGUGAACUAGCAAGCUGCUUGCUAGUCCGAUAGAAGAUAUACAAAAUGCAAAAUUGGAACCAAUGGCAGUUGUCAGCUGGUGUUACGACCCCAGUGCCACAGCCACCAAUUGGUUACGCUGCACCAGCAACAGGCGCGGAUCCUAUGGCCCUGAUGCAAAGUUACAUGCAAUAUUAUAAUCAACCAGCGCCUAGCGGAUAUACACCAGAGCAAUGGGCAGCUGCACAACAGCAAGGGUGGGCUCAAUGGCAACAAUGGCAACAACAAUAUCAACAAUGGCAUGCGCAAUAUGGCGACAAGUAUCAGGAGAUGAAACAUUUACCAGCACAGAAUAUGAACUUGACGAGUCAAAUGCAAGUGUCUUCAAAUGUGCAACCACCACCCCUCCCCAAAGAGGAAACGCGACCACCCUUGCCCCCCGCUACCACAAAUACAUAUCAGUUUACGAGCAUGCCACCUCCGCAUCAAAACAAUCUUCCAUUAUUUCCUGCAAAAGAAUCUGCUAAUAAGAUAAUGUCACAAGCAAAUGUAACAAAUUAUCCUACAAAUCCACCGUUACCUACAACAAGCCAGCCACCUUUACCACCUGAAAUCGGCGAGAAUAGGGAGAAUAUUACAGCUGAAAAAUCCAAUAGUAAUGUAAUUAGUGAUUCCAAUAGUGCUAAAAAAAACUCAGAAGAGGAAUUGACCGAAACUGAGAAAACAUUUGAUGCACAGUUCAAACAGUGGGAAGAACAGUUUAAUAUCUGGAAGCAGCAAAACGCUAAUCAUCCAGACAAGACUCAGUAUAAACAGUACGAAGCAAAAUGGACAUCAUGGCGUGAGAAGCUGCUUGAACGGCGCGAGCAGAUGCGGAAAAAACGGGAACAACAGAAACAGGCUGCCGCGAAAGCAGAAGCUGAAAAGAACAAGAGCAUACCUGGCGACGAUAAAAUACUGAACAUCUUAUCGAACACCGAAAAUCAUCAAUUGAUCAACAAUCUGUUGGGCAUUGGAAAAAGUUUGGGUCUUACAGGGAAGCAAAAUAUUUCUGCAUCUCUACUGCCACCGCCGCCACCGCCACCACUGCCGGAAACCACAAGUUCUAGUAAUCAACCUGUGAUACAAGGAAUGCAGCAAACUCCACCGCAAGUAAACAUGAUUAGACCCGCAGUGCCGAAUUGGCCUAAUCAGCAACAAUGGGGAAAUCAACAAUACAAUCCCAGAAUGGAAGCACCGGGGUACGGUCCCGGGAUGUCGACGAUGCCCCCCCCAAUGUUUCCAGUACCGGAUGUUGGGCCAUCCCAAAUGGUCCCGCCAAAUUUUGCACAACCACAGCUGAGUCUGCCAAAUAACAUUACACCAAACUUUUCGCAACCUCCACCAAAUUUUCCCAAUAACGAUCGAAUGCAAAUGCAAAAUGUGAAAGCGCCAGGUCCAAACAUGAAAGAUUGUCCUCCGUUUGUUUCGGCUGAUUCUUCAAGUACGGAUGCGCGUUUUAUGCAUUCAAACGAUCGCCCGUCUCACAAUUUUGACGGACAGCCCAACUUCGGAAGAGGCGAUCAGGAACGUUUUGCACGAGAUGACACUAAUCCAAAUUUGCACGAACAAGAAUUCAGACCUUCCACUGAUAACUUUGACAAAGUCGACGCACAACGUUUUAGAAGAGGCGAUAGAAAUUACAAUGACUUUGGAAAUAAUCAAUUAAACUCGCAGAAUAAUUUUAAUUCAGGUAAUGAUAAUCGGUUUGGAGCAGCAAAUCGAUUCGGACCGAUGGGAAGUGAUAGAUUUGCACCAGGAGGUGAUCGAUUCGGAUCGAACGAUCGUCUUGGUCCAGGAUCUGAUCGGUUUAGCAAUGAAUGGCAGGAGGGCGAUCGAUUUAGACCUGGAAAUGAUCGGCCGGAGAUGGACAAAGAUCACCGCGGACCUGGAAAUGACCGAUUUCCAGAUAAUGAGCGAUUUGGAGCGGAACGGUUUCCACCAGGUGGAGAACAAUUUUCUGGAACUGAUCGUUUCGAAUCCAAAGAUCGUUUCUUUUCUGGUAAUGAUCGAUUUGGGCCCAAUAGCGAACAUUUUCGCCCGAACGAUCGAUUUGGUAGAGGUAACGCGGAUUAUUUUGAUUCAAAAGAUUCAGUUGAUCAUAGACGAGACAGUUUCGGUACUAACACUCGAGGUUUCACCAGAAAUCCAUCAUUCAGUCCGCCGAACGAGCUGUCGCCAGAACUGAAGAAACUCAUGGAAAAGCGAAAAGCAGCAGGGGACGUAUUUAGACCUAGUUUUGUUGAUUCCGACAAGUCAACUGUUGGUUCUCUUAGCGAAAGCUUUAAAAAGAUUACCGCUGACUCACCUUUUAGAAGCUCCUUCGAUUUUCAAAAGAAUCCACCAAAUCGUAGUGGACCGGCGAGUAGCGGAUCAUCAAGUUUUCCGUCACAUUCUUCUGAUUUAGGACAAAUUUCCACUUCAUCGUUCGGGACACGAGGUCUCCUUUUCAACCGCGAUAACGAGCCUCCUUUCAGAGGACACGUAGAAAACUUUGCUAAACAUAGCCUUAUGGAUUACAAUGAACGAGGAAGGAAUAUGGAAACGAGACCGCAUCUCAAUCAAUCCCAAAUAACAAAUAUUCAGUCUCAAGAGGCUAUUAAACAUCCUGAAAAUAUUGAAAUUAUUUGCCUUGACGCCGAUUCGUCGUUGCAAACUGAUAAAGUUGCAGAUGCAAAAGAUACAGAAGCGACGCAAGCGAAUGAGAUUAAUAUUUCUGUUGAGCAAAACGACAUCGUUACUUCUGAUGGCGUGAAGGAUAAUAAUGGAGAAGAAAAUAAAGUUACUAGUGAUGAUAAUUCUUUGCAACAAGGUGACAAGAAACAUGAUAAUCAGUUUCAAAGUAACACAGAAAUAACAGAUGAAUCUAAUAAUAAUGAUAACUGUACUAAGCAGCCUGAAAGCUUGCCCUUCAUAAGUGAAAAUGAUCCACGACCAGAGGAUUUGAAUAUGGAGCCACCACCGGAAUUGCCCAAUUUGUAUCCUAUUACUUCAGAUUCUAAUCAAAAUAUUCCACCGAAUCCGAACAAAGAUUUUCAUAGAAAGGGACCGGAUGGUAAUCAAUUCGAUAUGCGUUUUAACAAUAGCUUUGGUCCCAAAGGGAUAUCUGAUAUGCCAUUUGGACCUCGGGGAUCGCCAAUGUUUGGUCCCAGAGGUCCUCGCGCUUUUCUAACUGGCCCUCCACCAGGUUCAUUCUUACCGCAAAGUUCUAUGAAUGUACAAUUGGGUCCUCCACGAGGUCCCAAAGAUGACCAAUUUGGGCUUAAUAUAUCCAGUGACAAUCGAUUCAGUCCUAGACAGUCCAAUGAUGAGCAAUAUGGUGAUCGAGAUCGUAACAAUGAAUUACCUGAAUCUUUAAAUAGUAAGAAAUUCGACUCACCUGGUCCUACAAACGAAUCAGUUGGUCAAUUUGGACCUCGAAUGCCGAUAAAUGCAAAGUUCGGCCCAAGAGGACCCAUCGAUCGACAGUUUGGGCCAAGAGGAUUAUCCGAUUUACCAUUUUCUCUGCGAAAUCCUGGCCCAUUUGGACCCAGAGGCAACAAUAUGCAGUUUAGUCCUAGAGGAGUUAAUGAUCGUUUAGAUUCUCGAGCAAUCUCUGAAAGACCAUUUGGUCCGCGAGGGCCUAACGAUGGAUUAUUUGGUCCGCGAGGACCUAACGAUGGAUCAUUUGGUCCGCGAGGGCCCAGUGAGACGUUUUUCGGUACCAGAGGUCCUUCCGAUUUGCAAUUCAGCACUAUGGGGUCCAAUAAGUUUGGUAAAGCAAAUGACGCACCGUUUGAUAAGAGAUCUUUCGAUAAUAAUAGACCUUUUAAUUUUUCUGACGAAAAAAGUCUUGGUCCUCAACCCAAUGAAGGUCUGGCUGGUCCUCGUGGUCCUAAUGAAUCUGCUUUACUCGGUUCUUGCAGUUCGAAUGAUGCUUUGCUUCGUAAUCCGAAGAAUUUUAACGAAAGCCAACUUGAGUCUCGAGAUUCUAAUAACGAAUCCUUUGGAUUGUCGGAGUUCAAAACAAAAGGUCCAGUGAACGAUUCAGCUAAUGUGAAUUUUCCUCCGAGCGAUUCUUCGCUCAAUCGCGGCGAUUACAUGCGUAGAAACCCCUACGUUAGAAAAGGACAGUUUGAAGAUAAUGCUUUCGCUAAGAGGGCCAGGUUUGAAGGCUCAAAACCGGCUGAUGAAUACAAUAGGAAUAUCGAUGUAGAAGUGCGGAAAGAGAACGUCAGUGAAUACGUUAGACGUACACCUGAUCUCAAUAAAAAAGAAUUAGAGGCUGCACCUCGUCCAGGAUAUGGACCCAACGAUACUUGGAGGGACAAGUUCGGCAAUCCGAUUCAGAGACCCGAUGCAGAGCAGCAUAACGUCGACAGAAAUAUUUCAAACACAUUCGACGAGAAGUCUAGAACGGAAAGAGCCACGAUUGAACCAAAAAUGAGUGAUUAUAAAGCUCGAUAUGACGAAUCCGCGGGUGGUUCUGACCUCCAAUCGAAGUAUACCUCUAAUUUACUCAUGAAACGUUCGAAGAAUGAUCAAGAAUUUUGCGUGCAGAGACAGUUUAAUUAUAAUCACGGCGAAGGUGAUAAGAAAUUCAUUGACUCACUUAAUUUCACUCCGACAAAGGUGAUCGAUUACGGGCACGCGUCUCGUCCUCCGGUUAUAGAUCAGCAACUGUCAACAGUCCAGUGUUUUGACUACGGUCACGGGAAGGUAAAACCGACAUUGGAUCGCGAACAGCAUCGUUAUCCGAAGAGAGAUUUUAGAAAUUGGGUGGAGAACGAGCAGAAUUUGAAGGAAUACACUGACAAGAUGAGUAACUACGAGAAUACGAAGGGAUAUGCCAGAAAAACGCGGAAUUACGGGAUGAAUUUCGAUAUGCGCAAAUCAGUGGACUAUAAUAAACGAAAGGAAUAUGAUUGGCAGUCGAAUAAUGAUAAGAGAACCGAUGGAGAGAAGAAAGAGAACGAUGAUUAUAAAGAAAAAGGAUAUAAUCCUGAAUCAGAAUCUCGAAUUUUUGAACGAAAUAUUGAUUAUGAUCAGAACGACCGAUAUCAAAAUGAUAGAAACAUUCAUAAAGAUAUAGAGCGGGUUCAAGAAACACGUGAUAGUUUUCGAAAGGAAAUGAAUAAAGAUAUUGACAAAGAUGAUAAUAGAUUGAAAGGAAAUGUUAACUGGCAGGAGAAUGCAAACAAAAACAUCGUAGAUAUAAAGCUACAAGAGACCAGCCUUCCUCCAGACACAAAGAAAAAUGUGGAGUCAACUACGAAAACCCUGGAAUUGGCAAAAAUGCCAAAUUAUACGAUGGUCGAUGACUUAUUGUGCCCACCAGGUCGCCAGAACAGACCACCAAAAAUAGCUAUCAUUCUCAGAGGACCUCCCGGAAGCGGCAAGUCUUUCGUGGCUAAACUUAUCAAGGAUAAAGAAGUCGAGCAAGGUGGUUCUGCGCCGAGAAUAUUGAGUUUAGAUGAUUACUUCCUGGUUGAAAAGGAAAUAGAGACUAAGGACGAUAAUGGAAAGAAAGUCACAGUUAAGGUAUACGUAUGCGAAAUGGAGAUGGAUCUGCAGAUAUGCUUGAAGAGAAAUAUUCAUAAUCGUACCGAGGAUGAAAUUAAUCGGAUUAUAGAUUACUUCGAACCAACGCCCAGCUACCAUCAGAAGCUAGAUGUAAACUCGAUGCUACAAGAACAAGCAAUAGAAGAGGUGGAUAUGGAGGAUAGUCAAGAGACGCAGGAGAAAUCUGCCAUGCAAACUGAAGAUAGUCAAGAUAGCCAGGAAGAUAUUCAGGAUGCAAUUGGUGUUAGUAAAUGGGAGAGAAUGGAAGCUGAAGAUAAACUAGAUCGAUUGGACGGUUUGGCAAAGAGGAAAAACGAGGCAAAACCACAAACUAUGGAAGAUUUCCUACAAGUUCCCGAUUACUACAAUAUGGAAGAUACGUCUGGUAAAAAACGAGUACGUUGGGCCGAUUUAGAAGAGCGUAAAGAGCAAGAAAAAAUGCGUGCAGUCGGAUUCGUUGUUGGGCAUACUAACUGGGAUCGAAUGAUGGAUCCUACGAAGGGUGGAAGCGCCUUAACACGCACAAAGUUUUUUUCGCUGUCAUAGAACGAUCGAUAAUUUAAUGUGAGUCAUUAAAAUGAGAAGUGCUGACGUUCAACUGAUUGGUAUACCUUGUUGUUUUAUUGUUCAAAGCACUGCAGUAUGUAAAAAUAUAUUAAUAUUUAAUUAUUUUAAACUAUUCAUAUUAUUUAAGAUUUACAGAAUUAUAAGAUAGUUACUAAAACAUUAAGAUUAUGAACCUUGUACAUAAAAUGUGUAUCGUAAAAUAAGAUCUGUACACUAGGAAAAAGUGUAUGCAGUAGAAUUAUAUAUGAAGAUUGAUAUAAUAAAAACACAUUUACUUCACUUAUAAUAA
Wasmannia auropunctata (little fire ant) is the source of this 7314-nucleotide messenger RNA. RefSeq lists its product as uncharacterized. Gene Ontology annotation, biological process: regulation of telomere maintenance. The transcript is spliced from 16 exons. NCBI's taxonomy places the organism in Eukaryota, Metazoa, Arthropoda, Insecta, Hymenoptera, Formicidae. Bases 945 to 7004 code for a protein of 2019 amino acids. Gene Ontology annotation, cellular component: nucleus. The record is from RefSeq and is a predicted model, not a curated record.